Lepus europaeus (European hare) is the source of this 2534-nucleotide messenger RNA. It is a transcript of the gene TAP2, whose product is annotated as transporter 2, ATP binding cassette subfamily B member. Lineage: Eukaryota; Metazoa; Chordata; Mammalia; Lagomorpha; Leporidae. Gene Ontology annotation, cellular component: endoplasmic reticulum membrane; TAP complex. Bases 153 to 2264 code for a protein of 703 amino acids. The record is from RefSeq and is a predicted model, not a curated record. Gene Ontology annotation, biological process: antigen processing and presentation of endogenous peptide antigen via MHC class I; peptide transport; transmembrane transport. Gene Ontology annotation, molecular function: MHC protein binding; ATP hydrolysis activity; ATP binding. The transcript has 12 exons.
GAAACCCUAGAGAGCUCAGGGCCCCCUCGCCGCCAGAGCGUCCUGGGCCGACCCAGGUAGAGAAGGAAGUUGAGACGGAGGCAGGGGAUUUCAGGGCUCAGUCCCUGGCCCUUAAGAGAAAGUCCUCCAGGGCCGCCGCCGCCGGUCGCGCCAUGCCGCUCCCGGACCCGAGACCCUGGGCCUCGCUGCUGCUGGCGGAUUUGGCCUUGCUCUGGCUGCUUCAGGGGACGGUGGGGGCUUUGCUCCCCCAGGGGCUUCCAGGACUGUGGCUGGAGGGGACCCUGCGACUCGGGGGGCUGUGGGGGCUGCUAACUCUGGGAGGGCUGUCGGGGCUGGUGAGGACCCGGCUACCCGUGCUGUGCCUGGCCACGCCACUGUUUCUCUCGCUGAGGGCCCUGGUCGCAGGGGCGGCGAGUGCGCCCGCAGCCAGGGUGGCUUCCGCGCCGUGGAGCUGGCUGCUGUUGGGCUACGGGGCGGCCGGGCUGAGCUGCGCCGUGUGGGCUGUGCUGAGCCCCCCGGGAGCGGCAGAGGGCGCUCAGGCCCGGGAGGACAGCAGAGCGUUGAUGUGGAGAUUGCUGAAGCUCUCCAGGCCAGACCGGCCUUUCCUCACCGCCGCCUGCGUCUUCCUGGUGUUUGCUGUUUUGGGGGAGACCGCAAUCCCUCACUAUUCCGGUCGUGUGAUUGACAUCCUGGGAAGUGAUUUUGAGCCUGAGGCAUUUGUCAGCGCCAUCUUUUUCAUGUGCCUCUUCUCUGUUGGCAGCUCGCUGUCUGCAGGCUGCCGAGGAGGAUUCUUCAUGCUCAUCAUGUCCAGAAUCAACGUGCGGGUCCGGGAGCAGCUCUUCUCCUCGCUGCUACGCCAGGACCUGGGUUUCUUCCAGGAGACUAAGACAGGAGAGCUGAACUCACGGCUGAGCUCCGACACCUUGCUGAUGAGCCGCUGGCUGCCCUUGAACGCCAACGUGCUCUUGCGAAGCCUGGUGAAAGUGGUGGGGCUGUACAGCUUCAUGCUGCACGCGUCCCUCCAGCUGACCUUCCUCUCUCUGCUCGACGUGCCCCUCACCAUAGCAGCUGAGAAGGUGUACAGCAGCCGCCACCAGGCGGUGCUGCUGCAGAUCCAGGACGCGGUGGCGCGGGCAGGGCAGGUGGUGCGGGAGGCCGUCGGAGGGCUGCCGACCGUGCGCAGUUUUGGGGCUGAGGAGCACGAGGUCUGUCGCUACAAGGAGGCCCUGGAAAAAUGCCGGCAGCUGUGGUGGCGACGAGACCUGGAGCGAGCCCUGUACUUGCUCCUGCGCAGGCUGCUGCAGCUGGGGAUGCAGGUGCUGAUGCUGAACUGCGGGCUGCGGCAGAUCCUGGCUGGCGAGCUCACGAAGGGCGGGCUGCUCUCCUUCCUGUUCUACCAGGAGGAGGUGGGCCGCCACGUGCACACGCUGGUGUACAUGUGGGGGGAUAUGCUGAGCAACGUGGGAGCUGCUGAGAAAGUAUUUCGCUACCUGGACCGGAAGCCAAAUCUGCCCCCAGCAGGGACCCUGGCUCCUCCCACGCUGCAGGGGCUCGUGGAAUUCCAAGACGUCUCCUUUGCAUAUCCCAGUCGCCCUGACCAACCUGUGCUGCAGGGGCUGACGUUCACCCUCCGUCCCGGGGAGGUGACGGCGCUGGUGGGACCCAACGGGUCUGGGAAGAGCACGGUGGCCGCGCUGCUGCAGAAUCUGUACCAGCCCACCGGGGGGCGCCUGCUGCUGGACGGGGAACCCAUCUCAGAAUACGAGCACCACUACCUGCACCGCCAGGUGGCUGUGGUCGGGCAGGAGCCUGUGCUGUUCUCGGGUUCCCUGAGGGACAACAUCGCCUAUGGGCUUGCGAACUGCGGGGAUGACCAGGUGAUGGCUGCCGUGCAGGCUGCGCGGGCGGACGACUUCAUAAGGGAAAUGGAGCGUGGGAUAUUCACAGAUGUCGGGGAGAAGGGGAGUCAGCUGGCUGCGGGACAGAAGCAACGUGUGGCCAUCGCCCGGGCCCUGGUGCGGGACCCACGGGUUCUCAUCCUGGACGAGGCCACCAGUGCCCUGGACGCACAGUGUGAGCAGGCUCUGCAGGACUGGAAGUCCCAGGGCGACCGAGCGGUGCUGGUGAUCGCCCACAGGCUGCAGACGAUCCAGAACGCCGACCAGAUCCUGGUGCUGAGGCAGGGAAGGCUGCUGGAGCCCUCCCAGCUCCGGGAGGGCCAGGACCUCUACAGCCGCCUGGUGCAGCAGCAGCUGCAGGACUGAGGCCCCGGGGGCCUUGGGCCCUUCUCCGCGCUGUCUCCGUGACCCACACUGGCUGCUGCCCUGACUUUCCCCGGGGCUGUGCCCUGGGUGGUUGUUCCUGGAAGCCGAGGCAUGGUGAAGAUGUGGGUGCUGUGUGCUUGUGGUGGGGUGGGGAUGGAGGGAUGGGGGAGUCAGAGAGAGGCUGGGAUGUGUGUCUGGAAACCUCAUCUCUUUGGUGAUUAGAGCCUCUUCAGGUACAGAACAGUGUACUGUGCCAUAAUAAAUAUAUUU